UGAAAAGAUUGAGGUGGUACUACAUCACUCAUAUGUUCUUUGAGUCCAGUUCUGUUUUUUAAUUUGUUUUAUUUAUUGAUAUUUUAAAACGUAAAACUCUUUUGUAACUUAUUUAUAAAAAUGGCAAAAUGUAGUAUAUACUACAAAAAAAAAAAUAAUAUCUUGGAAAUUUUUUGCACAUUGUUUGAUCAGGAGUUACAAUAAAAGCUGUUAUCAAAAAGUUCACUAAACUAAAAUGAAAGUUGCACCACUGCUAUGUUGUCAUAUAAAUAAGUUAUGUUUUGAACCAACCUUGUCAACAAAAAUUUGGAUCACUUACACUUUUUCAUGUGCAAAAUUUUUCUGUGUAAUGUUUUAAUUUAUAUAAUUUGUUAUACUAUUCUAGAAAUAAAAAAAUUUGACCGCUUUGAUUCAUUUGCUGAUUUUGAAUCAAAGUUACAAGAGUACUGUGAAGAAAAUAGUCAUCCCAUACACUCAGAAGUAGUCACAAGCUUAAGCUUGAUGACAGCAAAGCUGAAAAGUUUAUUUAUAAUGAUCUUCUUAUUACAUGUGUACACUAUGGGAAACCACGCCCAAGCAAAGUGACAACUUGUAGACCGCAUCAAACAAAACUUGCCAUUGACUGUUCAAUGAAAGUUAGAUUACAACUGAAAUGUUAUGAUAGUAAAACAGGCAGUUUUGCUUUAGAGGUACACAGUACUUAAGUUUAAUAUUUAUUUUGUAAUUUAAUUGUUUAGAAUAGUUAGAUGAAACUAUUUCUUGGUUUUAGAUAACUUAGCAAUUAGUCUUUUUAACGAGUUAAACAUUUUAACUAAAUUUUUUAUUAAAAAAAAAGUAAAUUAAUUCAAUUAAAGGUGACUCAACUAGAAGAGGCCCACAAUCAUCCAACAAGUGAAGAAUUAUUUUGUUGCUAUCCUAGGAAUAGAAAGAUGACAACGCAGGAGGAAAAACUUAUAAUAAAAUUAAUAAAUGCUAAUGUCACCCCAUUACAGAUAAAACAAAUAUUGCAUUUAGAUGGGCACAUGAAAUGUGUGACUAGUCAGGAUUUACACAACUUAAAAGCUAGGAAUAAAAAAGUUGAGCGUAGUAAUAAUAAUGAAGAACAGUUGCUGGUAGAUGCUGUUAACAAACUUUUAGAAAAAGACGAUGGUUGUUCAGUUUCUAUUCUUCUAAAGGAUGAUGAGUUACAAGCUUUAUGUUGGCAAACUAGUGUGAUGAAAGAGAAAUAUAAAAGAUAUGGUGAAGUAGUUUUUGUGGAUACUACUUACAAAGUUAAUAUUGAACGAUUUCCACUAUUAGUUUUUUUAGUAGAAGAUGGUUUAGGAUUUGGAGUGCCAGUUUUAUUUGCUUUUGUUCAGCAUGAGACUAUAGACAAUUUCAAAUGGGUUGUGGAAUGGUUUUGUUUACAAAAUAAUAACAUCAUAACUAAAGUUAUUAUUGUGGACAAAGAUAUUGGGUUAAUAAAUGUUUUGAGUCCUACAUUCUUGCAUUCAUCAGUGUUGCUGUGUCGUUUUCAUGUAAUAAAGUACAUCAAAAAAGUUGUCAUACAGUUGUCUGUACCUCCAUCAACUAAAUGUGAGCUGAUGAAUUUGAUAUUAAAAAUGGUAUAUGCAAACUCAGAAGCUGAUUACCAUGAAGCAUAUGACAGUAUAGUGAAUAAUCAUGAGUUUCCUGAAUCCUUUAAAACAUAUUUUUUAAACAAUAGGCAUUCAUGUAAGGAACAAUGGUGUACAGCUUACCGAAAAAAUAAGUUAACACUAGGUAACAACACUAACAAUAGAAUUGAAAACUUUAAUCGACAGUUAAAAAAAAUUAUCAAACCUAAUAUGCAUUUGUCUGAAGCCAUUAAAUAA
Molecule: messenger RNA, 1853 nt
Organism: Hydra vulgaris (swiftwater hydra)
Lineage: Eukaryota; Metazoa; Cnidaria; Hydrozoa; Anthoathecata; Hydridae
Source: RefSeq, a predicted model, not a curated record